AUGGGUAGAACGUCUCCUCAGGGUCUGACGGCCCAAGACUUCCAUCACCAGCCCUACGUCAAUCCCGUCGACGUCUUCCGGCCCAAAUCCCGCCUCGCACAUCGGGCCCAGAACUACAGGUCUCCGAUAAGGGGCCAGCCGCCGUCGAGGAGCCCGUCGCGGUUUGCCACAGAUCAUCACAAAUUCGCUUGUUGCGGCGAGGAGGAAGACUCUUCCUUCCGCACGUCGAGCGCCCUGACCUGCUGCGUCGACUACGACCAUGUUGGCAGCACCGCCGUCGUCGACUUCGGUCAGAGUGCUGAUGACUUUGCCGGCUGUUGUGACGAACCGCACCACAGCUCCCCCAGCCCCAUGGACUGUGAGGACUGCGUUGACGACUGCGAGGAUUGUGUCGAAGAGCACCUGAAAGCGAACCAACGAACCGGCACUUACGUCGACGACUGCGACGAAUGCAACGAAGAAAAGGACAUCAAGUGCCCCGACGGCGCUGCGUGUCAAGGAACCUGCGACGAAUGUGACUUCUCUUGCUUUGAUUGCAUUGACUGGAGUCAGUUCGAGCGUGAUAAGACUCUCGGUCUCUCGUUCGCGGUCCCGCUGCUGGACGAUAACGCCCUGGCGGCCCCGAACCUCCAAUUUGAUGAAACGGAUGCCACCGGCUUUCGCGCCUUUGAAAUCCUCAAUGCCCAGGCCGACAUCGUUGCCCAUCCGCUUGAUGUACCAAUGCAUCACCAGUGCUUCGACAACACGGUUCCCUACUGGAACAACAUAGCCCAGGAGCAGAUUUGUACCGGACUGGACCAGCAACUUCCGCUCCCACCGUUUCGCCUGGAUUUUGGUUGUCAUCCGGCGGCCGCUCACCAGCGGGCUUCUGUGGCUGGAUUCCCCGUACCUGAUCCCAUGCAUGUCGGUACAACUCCAAAUCUUCACCCUCAAGCACUCCUUCCCCCGGCACCUCCCAAGGAUCCUUUGCGAACCACACAAGAUCUCCUCAGCGCUGUUACGGCCCCCGAGACGUCUCGGGCCUGCCAGUGGCUGAUGCCUUGCGGCACGGUGUGCGGCGCCUCCUUCGCCACCGGGACCGAUCUCAAGAAGCAUCUGAAGUCGGUGCACCUCGUCAAGGGGGUCACAAAAUGCCAAUGGCAAGAUUGCGACUCCCCGGACUUUGGCUCCGAAGCGGCCUUGACGGGACACAUCUCGAAAAAGCAUCUGGCGUCCUUCCUCACCGCCCUCCCUGCAGGAGCGUCGUCAUCUUCUUCCUCUGCAUCAGCAUCAGCCACCACCAUCACCGGCGCCGCGGCGGCGGGCCAUAAUCGGCACCAACACGUGCACAAAUCGGAAGGCCCCUUCAAAUGCACAUUCCCGUCGUGCCCGAAGUCGUUCAUGUACAAGCAGGUGCGGGACGAGCACGUGGCGACGCACCACAACGGCAACAAGAUGUACUGCCACAUCUGCCACACGUUUCUGAAUGGCGAGGGCUCGAAUUUCAAGCGCCACAUGGCCACGCACCGGCCCAAGCACCAGCACACGCUGUGCAAGUACCACGCGCUGGGCUGCAAGCGGCGCUUCCCGCGGCUCGACAACCUGCGCCGACACGAGGCAUGCUGCAAGUUCGGCAAAGGGCUGAAAACAACAAAGGGCGCUGGUGCCGCGGCCGCCGCGGCCGCCGUUGCCGUCGUCGUCGAGACCCCGCAGCAACAGCACCAACACCUCCAUAACCACCACCAUCACCCUCACAAUUGA
Molecule: messenger RNA, 1740 nt
Organism: Fonsecaea erecta
Lineage: Eukaryota; Fungi; Ascomycota; Eurotiomycetes; Chaetothyriales; Herpotrichiellaceae
Exons: 1
Coding region: 1-1740 (579 amino acids)
Biological process (GO): regulation of transcription by RNA polymerase II
Cellular component (GO): nucleus
Molecular function (GO): transcription coregulator activity
Source: RefSeq, a predicted model, not a curated record